Messenger RNA from Elephantulus edwardii (Cape elephant shrew), 2370 nucleotides. RefSeq names its product trinucleotide repeat containing 6B (gene TNRC6B). The transcript has 18 exons. Gene Ontology annotation, biological process: positive regulation of nuclear-transcribed mRNA poly(A) tail shortening; miRNA-mediated post-transcriptional gene silencing. Lineage: Eukaryota; Metazoa; Chordata; Mammalia; Macroscelidea; Macroscelididae. The coding region runs from base 1 to 2370 and encodes 789 amino acids. Gene Ontology annotation, cellular component: nucleoplasm; P-body. The record is from RefSeq and is a predicted model, not a curated record.
AUGGCCGAGCCCUGGCACCAUGGAGUGGAGCAGGAGGAUUUUGUAAUGGAAGGGCAUGGCAAGACUCCACCUCCUGGCGAAGAAGGCAAACAAGAGAAGGAGCAAGAAAGGGAAGAACAGUUAAUGGAAGACAAGAAAAGGAAGAAAGAGGAUAAAAAGAAAAAAGAAGCCACUCAGAAGGUCACGGAACAAAAAACCAAAGUGCCCGAAGUGACGAAACCAAGUCUAAGCCAACCAACGGCCGCCAGCCCCAUUGGCAGCUCUCCAUCGCCACCAGUCAAUGGUGGCAACAGUGCCAAAAGGGUGGCAGUGCCGAACGGACAACCGCCAAGCACCGCCCGCUACAUGCCUCGGGAGGUGCCGCCGCGAUUCCGUUGCCAGCAGGACCACAAAGUGUUACUAAAACGUGGGCAGCCCCCUCCACCAUCCUGCAUGCUCCUCGGGGGCGGAGCGGGGCCUCCUCCCUCCACGGCGCCUGGAGCAAACCCCAACAACGCACAAGUGACAGGAACGCUGCUGCAGGGGGACAGUGGGACUGCACCAGUCUGGAGCAAAAGCACACCACCUGCUCCAGAUAAUGGUACUUCAGCUUGGGGUGAGCCCAAUGAAAGCAGUCCUGGGUGGGGCGCAAUGGAUGAGACAGGAGCACCGACCACAGGCUGGGGGAGCACACCUUCCAGUGCUCCAAAUGCCAUGAAGCCUAAUUCCAAAUCUAUGCAAGAUGGCUGGGGGGAGAGUGAUGGGCCAGUGACAGGAACUCGCCAUCCCAGCUGGGAAGAGGAGGAUGAUGGAGGAGUCUGGAACACCGCCGGCUCUCAGGGAAGUGCUUCCUCCCACAACUCAGCAAGCUGGGGACAAGGAGGAAAGAAGCAAAUGAAGUGCUCACUAAAAGGAGGAACCAGUGAUUCAUGGAUGAAUCCGCUUGCCAAACAGUUUUCAAAUAUGGGAUUACUGAGUCAAACGGAAGAUAGUCCAAGCAGUAAAAUGGAUCUGUCUGUAGGGAGCCUUUCAGAUAAAAAGUUUGACGUGGACAAGCGAGCAGUGAAUCUCGGGGAUUUUAAUGAUAUCAUGAGGAAGGAUCGAUCUGGGUUCCGUCCCCCUAAUUCCAAAGACAUGGGAACCACAGAUAGCGGGCCUUAUUUUGAGAAGGGUGGCAAUCAUGGUUUGUUUGGAAAUAGCACAGCACAAUCGAGAGGUAUGCACACACCAGUGCAACCACUAAAUUCUUCUCCUAAUCUCCGGGCGCAAGUGCCUCCCCAGUUUAUUUCUCCCCAGGUUUCUGCCUCAAUGCUCAAGCAGUUUCCCAACAGUGGCCUGAGUCCAGGUCUUUUCAACGUGGGGCUCCAGUUAUCUCCUCAACAAAUUGCCAUGCUGAGCCAGCUUCCACAGAUUCCCCAGUUUCAAUUGGCAUGUCAGCUUCUCUUGCAACAGCAGCAACAGCAGCAGUUGUUGCAGAACCAGAGAAAGAUUUCUCAAGCUGUGCGGCAGCAGCAAGAGCAGCAGCUUGCGCGAAUGGUGAGCGCCCUCCAGCAGCAGCAGCAGCAGCAGCAGCAGAGGCAGCCUAGCAUGAAGCAUUCACCAUCUCAUCCCGUUGGGCCCAAGCCACAUCUGGACAACAUGGUACCCAACGCUCUGAAUGUGGGGCUCCCAGACCUUCAAACCAAAGGGCCAAUACCUGGAUAUGGUUCUGGCUUCAGCUCUGGCGGCAUGGACUAUGGCAUGGUUGGUGGGAAGGAGGCUGGAACCGAGUCUCGCUUUAAACAGUGGACCUCCAUGAUGGAGGGGCUGCCCUCUGUAGCCACACAGGAAGCCAAUAUGCACAAAAAUGGCGCUAUAGUGGCCCCUGGUAAGACCCGAGGAGGGUCACCGUACAACCAGUUUGAUAUCAUCCCAGGUGACACACUGGGUGGCCAUACGGGUCCUGCUGGUGAUAGCUGGUUACCUGCCAAAUCUCCACCAACAAAUAAAAUCGGAAGUAAAUCCAGCAAUGCCAGUUGGCCUCCAGGAACUCAAGAGGAGUGGAAUCCAGAGGUCAACCCAAGCCGCUUCCUGGCACAAGCUCAGCCCCCUACACCUGCAGCAACCCCGAGUGCACCGGCCGCAGGUUGGCAGUCGCUGGAAACCGGCCAGAACCAGUCAGAUCCCGUGGGACCGGCUCUGAAUCUUUUCGGGGGGUCCACGGGGCUCGGGCAGUGGAGCAGCAGUGCUGGCAGCAGCGGGGCCGACCUUGCUGGCGCUUCGUUGUGGGGGCCCCCAAACUAUUCUUCUAGCUUGUGGGGAGUCCCGACUGUGGAAGAUCCCCAUCGGAUGGGCAGCCCUGCUUCUUUACUACCUGGUGACCUUCUGGGAGGAGGGUCGGAUUCAAUCUGA